UUAUUGAAAACUACAGCUGGAGAUAUUGACAUAGAGUUAUGGUCAAAAGAAGCUCCUAAAGCUUGCAGAAAUUUUAUUCAACUUUGUUUGGAAGCUUACUAUGACAACACCAUUUUUCAUAGAGUUGUACCUGGUUUUAUAGUUCAAGGGGGAGAUCCUACUGGCACAGGGACUGGUGGAGAUUCUAUCUAUGGAGCCCCAUUCAAGGAUGAAUUUCAUUCUCGGUUGCGUUUUAAUCGGAGAGGACUGGUUGCCAUGGCAAAUGCUGGGCCUCAUGAUAAUGGCAGCCAGUUUUUCUUUACACUGGGCCGUGCGGAUGAACUUAACAAUAAGCACACCAUCUUUGGAAAGGUGACAGGGGAUACAGUAUAUAACAUGCUGAGACUAACAGAAGUAGAUAUUGAUGAGGAUGAAAGACCACGUAAUCCACACAAAAUAAAAAAUUGUGAGGUUUUGUUUAAUCCUUUUGAUGACAUCAUUCCGAGGGAAAUUAAAAAGUUGAAAAAAGAAAAACCAGAGGAUGAAGUAAAGAAAUUAAAACCCAAAGGCACAAAAAAUUUUAGUUUACUCUCAUUUGGAGAGGAAGCUGAAGAAGAAGAGGAGGAAGUAAAUCGAGUUAGUCAGAGCAUGAAAGGAAAAAGCAAGAGUAGUCAUGACUUGCUGAAGGAUGAUCCACAUCUCAGCUCUGUCCCGGCUGUUGAAAGUGAGAAGGAUGCAACAGAAGAUUCAGAUGAUGGUGGAGAAGAUGAUAGUGCAGAGCAUGAUGAAAAUAUUGAUGAUGAUGAGAAGAACCUGAUGAGAGAAAGAAUUGCAAAGAAGUUAAAAAAAGACACAAGUGCCAGUGUUAAAUCAUUUGGUGAAGGGGAAAUGGAGAAGAAAUCAGUGAGCCGAAGCGAAGAACUACGCAAAGAAGCAAGACAAUUGAAGAAGGAACUCUUAGCAGCAAAGCAAAAAAAAGUUGAAAAUGAAGCAAAACAAGCAGAAAAAAGAAGUGAUGAGGAAGAAGCUGCUCCAGAUGGUGCUGUUGCAGAAUACAGAAAAGAAAAACAAAAAUAUGAAGCUUUGAGAAAACAACAGCCAAAGAAAGGAACUUCUCGAGAAGAACAGACCCUUGCACUUCUGAAUCAGUUUAAAUCUAAGCUCACUCAAGCAAUUGCUGAAACUCCUGAAAAUGACGUGUCUGAAACAGAAGUAGAAGAUGAUGAAGGAUGGAUGUCACAUGUACUUCAGUUUGAGGAUAAAAGCAGAAAGGUGAAAGAUGCAAGCAUGCAAGACUCAGACACGUUUGAAAUCUAUGAUCCUCGGAAUCCAGUGAAUAAAAGACGACGAGAAGAAAGCAAAAAGCUCAUGAGGGAGAAGAAAGAAAGAAGAUAA
This is a messenger RNA of Elephantulus edwardii (Cape elephant shrew), 1374 nucleotides long. It is a transcript of the gene CWC27, whose product is annotated as CWC27 spliceosome-associated protein homolog (S. cerevisiae). Bases 256 to 1374 code for a protein of 372 amino acids. The record is from RefSeq and is a predicted model, not a curated record. The transcript is spliced from 13 exons. Gene Ontology annotation, molecular function: peptidyl-prolyl cis-trans isomerase activity. NCBI's taxonomy places the organism in Eukaryota, Metazoa, Chordata, Mammalia, Macroscelidea, Macroscelididae. Gene Ontology annotation, biological process: protein peptidyl-prolyl isomerization. Gene Ontology annotation, cellular component: catalytic step 2 spliceosome.